AUGCCCAGCCCCAACGAACUUACCGCGGCGCAGGCGGCGCGCGCCAUCGCCCGCCGCGAACUCACUGCCGUCGAACUCGCGGAGGCGUGUCUCAAUCGCAUUGAGGCGUUGGACGCGCGUCUGCUGGCUUGGGUAUACGUCGAUCGCGAAACGGUGCUCGCCGACGCCCGUCUGGCCGACGCCGCCGUCGCGGAACAGCGGCCGCUGGGCCCGCUGCACGGCGUUCCCAUAGGGGUCAAGGACAUCUAUUACACCGCAGGCAUCCCGACCAGGGCGGGCAGCGAGGUCUACAAGGAUUUCGUGCCCGACUUCGAUGCCACGUCGCUCACGCUGCUCAAGAAGGCCGGAGGGGUCAUGUUGGGCAAAGCCGUGACCACCGAGUUCGCGUGCCUGGAUCCUUCUCCUACCUACAAUCCCUGGAACCCCGCUCACACGCCAGGCGGCAGCAGCAGCGGAUCCGCGGUGGCAGUCGCCUCCCGCAUGUGUCCGGCCGCUUUGGGCUCGCAGACGGUGGGCUCGGUUCUGCGCCCGGCCGCGUACAACGGCGUGGUGGGUUUCAAGCCAACCUUCGGCCGCGUCAGCCGGCAUGGGGUGGUGCCGGUGAGCUGGAACCUGGACACCGUCGGCUGGCUGGUGCGUACCGUGGAAGACGCCGCGCUACUGCUGCAGGUAAUGGCCGGCCCGGAUGUGGCCGAUCCCGUAUCCUCCAGGGAACCGGUGGGCAACUAUCUGUCCGCCAUCGUUGAGCCGCCGGCUCCGCGCAUCGGGCUGUUGCGCCGCUACUUUUACGAGGGUGCGGAUACCGAAAGCCGCCGGCACCUGGACGCGGUGGCCGAACAGCUGGCGGAGGCCGGAGCGGAGAUCGAGGAGAUACCACUGGCGGAGAGCAUCGAAUCGGCUUUCGCGGACCAGCGGCUGAUCAUGUCGGUGGAGGCGGCGGCCUUCCACGAGCCGAUGUACCGGAGACAGGCCGAGGACUACCAGCCCAAGCUGCGGACCAUGUUGGCCGAAGGCCUGGAAGUGGACGGGAUUGACUAUUCCCGCGCCCUGGAACGCCGGCGGCAAUUCACCACGGAUAUGGAGGAGGCAGCCCGGCGCUGCGACGUGCUGCUCACGCCGGCCGCGCCAUCGCCUCCGCAGGCUGACCGCACCAACACGGGAGACCCAGCAUUCCAGGGCCCGUGGACCUCGUGCGGCUUCCCGGCCAUCGCACUGCCGUCGGGGUUGGCCGAAUCGGGAGUGCCAUUGGGCGUCCAACUGGUGGCGUCUCCUUUUGCGGAAGCGCGGCUCUUGUCCGCCGCCGCAUGGUGCGAGGGAGCGCUGGGGGUAUCGCUGAACCCGCCGCUGUAA
Geodia barretti is the source of this 1350-nucleotide messenger RNA. Lineage: Eukaryota; Metazoa; Porifera; Demospongiae; Tetractinellida; Geodiidae. The record is from the annotation of a GenBank genome assembly.